GAGCUGGAUAGCAGUGGUACAUGGCUUGGAAAACUGGUGGGAUCUUGGGGAAGUGCUGGGCAGUUUGGCUGAGCACUAGCUGUAUUUCACAGGGGUUUCAGAGGGAAUGGAGUCUGCCCAAGUAGGUUUAAUGUGUGGCCUCUCUGAAUGAAGCAGGCAGCUCUCUGGAGAAGAGGAGGCUCCGCUUGCAGAGCAGCUUUUGGAUCCAAGUAUGUGUCACCUCGCUGAGCUGGAUGUCCCCUCUUCCAAGCCCUGGAAACGUCUUCUCUUUGGGUCUUGUUUAACAUUUCUGAAAUCCAAAGGGAUGGGCAGGCUCGACCCCCUCGUCACCCUGUUCCCGUCUCCUUUCCAGCUCCAUUCCUACAUGCACUUCACUUAGAAUGCAUUAAACAAAGAGCAAACAUCCUUGAAUUUCACAUACUGCAGCAACUCAAAAGCGCUCAACCCAAAGGAGUGAGUGGCUCAGUUUCAGAGCAUAUCUGUGCAGGAGUGGGGAGAGCUCUGGGUUUCUCUCCAGGAGGGGCUGAUGUCUCCAUGCCAAGGGAGAGCUUGGCACCCAUCCUUGGUGUGGGCAGGAGCUCCUCUGUGAUAAGGGCAGAUGCAGGAGAGGAGGUGGAGGUGGUCUGGUGCUUGGCUUUCUUUCUUUCCCAGCAUGGUGAAAUGGAGGUUGGGAAGAGAGUGGAGGAAGGAAAUAGCGUGAAUGCAUCGCAAGGAGAAGCACACAGUGGAAAAGUAUUCAAGCUGAAGGACAUUGUUGGUACAUUAACAAAUGGAAGUAAACUGGAUAUGUUUGCUGCCGAGGAGAAUGUAGAUUUUCGGAUACACGUGGAGAACCAGACGCGAGCGAGGGACGACGUGAGCAGGAAGCAGCUUCGGCUCUAUCAGCUCUACAGCAGGACAAGUGGGAAACACAUCCAAGUGCUCGGCAGGAGGAUCAGUGCCAAAGGAGAAGACGGAGAUAAAUAUGCCCAGCUUCUAGUGGAAACAGACACUUUUGGCAGUCAAGUCCGGAUCAAAGGGAAGGAGACAGACUUCUACCUUUGCAUGAACAGGAAAGGCAAGCUAGUGGGGAAGCCUGAUGGCACCAGCAAGGAGUGUGUCUUCAUUGAGAAAGUCCUAGAAAACAACUACACGGCACUGAUGUCAGCAAAAUAUUCAGGCUGGUAUGUUGGAUUCACCAAAAAAGGGAGGCCACGGAAAGGGCCCAAGACCCGGGAAAACCAGCAAGAUGUACAUUUUAUGAAGAGGUACCCAAAAGGGCAAGUGGAGAUACAGAAACCUUUCAAGUACACAACAGUCACCAAGAGGACUAAGAGAAUACGACCCACCAACCCCAGUUAAAAAUAGACAAACAAUAGUGUCACAGUAAUAAACCACGAAAAAGAAAAAAAAAAAAAAACUGCACCAGAGGAAUAUUUUUACAUUAAAAA
Molecule: messenger RNA, 1430 nt
Organism: Strigops habroptila (Kakapo)
Lineage: Eukaryota; Metazoa; Chordata; Aves; Psittaciformes; Psittacidae
Gene: FGF18
Product: fibroblast growth factor 18
Exons: 4
Coding region: 535-1341 (268 amino acids)
Biological process (GO): positive regulation of protein phosphorylation; fibroblast growth factor receptor signaling pathway; positive regulation of gene expression
Cellular component (GO): cytoplasm
Molecular function (GO): growth factor activity; type 1 fibroblast growth factor receptor binding; type 2 fibroblast growth factor receptor binding
Source: RefSeq, a predicted model, not a curated record